AUGGCUCCACACGAAGGUCUCGUCCACCCCAAGGAGUACGACAUCAAAGACAGCAAUGUCGAGCUCAUCGGCAGCGAGAUCGACCACCAGGUCAAGUACAAGAGCGCCACCACAGAGCCGGCCUGGAACGACGGCCACGUAGGCAUCUCACCGGGACUGAAGAUCUGGCGCAUCGAGAACUUCGAGGUCGUCCCGUGGCCCAAGGAGAAGUAUGGCCAGUUCCUCGACGGCGACAGCUUCAUCGUGCUGUACACGUUCAAGGUGGGCGAGGGCGAGAACGAGCACCUGGGCCACGAUAUCUUCUUCUGGCUGGGCGCGCACACGUCGCAGGACGAGGCCGGCACCGCCGCCUACAAGACGGUCGAGCUCGACGAGUUCCUGCACGGCAAGGCGACGCAGCACCGCGAGGUGCAGUCGGCCCCCAGCGACGCCUUCAUGGAGCUGUUCCCGCGGCUGCAGAUCCGCUCGGGCGGCGUGCGCUCCGGCUUCACGCACGUCGAGGAGGAGGAGAAGGAGGAGGUCACGACGCUGCUGCGCGUGUUCAAGGUCCCCGGGGCCAAGCGCGACUCGGUCGUCGUGCACGAGGUGGCGCCCACGUGGGAGAGCCUGGACGAGGACGACGUCUUCGUGCUCGACAAGGGCGACAAGAUCUGGGUGUGGCAGGGCAAGAACUGCAGCCCCAUGGAGAAGGCCAAGUCCGCGCAGGUCGUCCACGACAUGACCCUCGCCAAGCACGUCGACGUCGAGGUGCUCUCGCAGACCGAGUCGCGCUCGAGGCUGGUGGUGGACAUGCUCGGCGGGGACAAGGACGCCGCCCCCGCCGCGGAGGAGUACCACCGCCCGCGGCCCUUCGCGAGGCACGCCGAGGGCCGCAGGGAGAAGAAGCUGUUCAAGCUGAGCGACGAGUCCGGCCAGCUGAGCUUCGGCCAGGUGAAGGAGGGCUCCUCCAUCUCGAAGUCCGACCUGGACGGCAACGACGUCUUCAUCCUGGACGACGCGGGCAGGACGAUCUGGAUCUGGCAGGGCGCCGGUGCCAGCAAGGCGGAGAAGGCGGCGUGGCUCAAGGUCGCGCAGGCUUAUGUGCGGAAGCUGCAGGGUGGCGACGACGAUGAGGCGCAUCUCACGCCCAUCGCCAAGGUCGUGGAGGGCAGCGAGAGCUCGGCUUUCCUGCGGGCUGUUACGGCUUGA
Molecule: messenger RNA, 1188 nt
Organism: Diaporthe citri
Lineage: Eukaryota; Fungi; Ascomycota; Sordariomycetes; Diaporthales; Diaporthaceae
Exons: 1
Coding region: 1-1188 (395 amino acids)
Molecular function (GO): actin filament binding
Source: RefSeq, a predicted model, not a curated record